This is a messenger RNA of Linepithema humile (Argentine ant), 1324 nucleotides long. RefSeq lists its product as uncharacterized. The record is from RefSeq and is a predicted model, not a curated record. Lineage: Eukaryota; Metazoa; Arthropoda; Insecta; Hymenoptera; Formicidae.
UUAUCAUAGGUGUUACACGUGCUCCUAAAUAUUUCGACAAUAAAUAAUGUAAAAUUAAUAUUGAAUUAUAAACUAACCACAUACACUCGAAUAUUAACAGUCAUUCUAUUGUCGUAGAUUUUUAAUCGGCAAUUUAGAGGUAUACUUUACAAGUGAAAAGAAUGCGAAUAUAAACUUACGCAAUAUUCUACAUUUGAUUUUGUUAAAUGCUCGAAACACUUAAUCGUUCAUAACAUUUAGUGAAAUUAUUUAAAUAUGUAAAACAUAUGUUUAUUUUAUCAAAAUUUAUGGCGCUUAUGUUAUUUACGUGAAAUUAUUGGGUGCAUUCUGCUAAGUUUAUCUUGUCACAAAAUCUAUUUAAUAACUACGACUGUUGCAAGAUGCAGAAUUUUUGUCCGUUGUGUAUGAAAAAUGGCAUUAAAAGAAGAGUCAAGGCAUUUCAGAUCAACUUGGAAGAAGCAGUAUGGGCUUGUCCAGGGGAAGAGUGCAUCUGGCCGCUUGAUCAUGACGUUCAAGACUUGACGUUCUUCAAAAGAAAUGCUAUUACCUAUGACUGGAAGGAAUCGGAUCUUCUGAAAGAAAACAUACCCGUAUCAAUGGAACUUUCACUCUACACUCCACCUGUGACUCCUGGAAGGAUAGAGCUUUCUAACGAAUUAAAUGAUAAUGGAAUGAUGGUUGAAAAUUUAACAAAUUCUUCUAUAGAAGACAAAAUUGAUGAAAUGUUUCCUGAAGAAGAACUUAUUCAUUUGAAAAGAGAACUUGCCAACUCUAACAAGUUAUCACUGUUGGAUCCACUUGAGCUAGAAAAUAAUCUUACUGAGAAAAGUAUAAAUAUUACAAAACAAGGGAAUGCAAGUCUGAGUAGUUUUAAGAUACAGCCCAAGGUCACUGACAUCCAGAAGACUAACAUUGACCUUACAAUUUUCUCAAGUGUUGAUGAAUGCUGUAAUAAGCAAAAAUUACAAAAAUUUAGACAAUUAUCUACAGAUACAAAUAAUAUAACGGAUAUUAUAAAAAAUUGUGAUAUUUUAUUCGACAAUACGUUCUUCAACAAGUUAGAUUUAAAUACACAGUGCGAAAUAGAAAGUAAACAAAAUAAAAAUAACAUAAUGCAAUUAGAUGAUGUGGCGAAUCAGGUGGAAAAAUUUAGUCCACAAAUGCUAUUAGAAGCAACACAAACAAUUGACUCCAGUAUUAUGAGUUUAGUUGCAACAGAUAAUUCUAUAUUGAACACUUCAGAAUCUUAUUUAAAUUUUGAUGCGAUACUAGAAGAUUUUUUUAAUGAUGAAAAUAUAUAACUGAAAAACGAGUUAGCAGUUAU